UAGGUUGAGCGGGUCCUUUUAAUGUACAAGAAACCUCAUACUCUUGUUCAGAUCUUUGCGAGGGGGAGAUAUAGUGGUGCAAACCGUGCCAUAAUAUGUAUCACGAAGGGAUGGGUGGUAAAUUCCAAGGCUGCCUCCGUGAGCUACCUAGGUAGCACCCAUUAUGCUUCCUGUAGCCGUCCCAUAUAUAUUCCUACAUCUCCAGUUAUUUGGGAUUGCAAAACUCUCCCUCACCUCUUAUCACUCUUCUUACGUCGCCGUUCUGUUACCCCACAUCCUGUCCAACAGCGCCCCAGUUUCUCCACUCAAUUCAUCCCACGGGUUGACCCUGUAUAUGUGUGUUAUCUGCGUUGCUGGUUUGCGUGAACGCCGAUAUGGUGAUCACCAUGUGGUUGGAAAGUCCCGAGGGCAGCCUUUGGUACUCGAGUGUGUUACAGUAGCGAUUUAUCUCACCACCACUCAGUACCAUGAAUCUGUCUAUUUCAUGUUCUUCCUCGGUCGGCUACUCCGGCAAGGGCCAAUGCACAGCGCAGAUCACCCCAAGAGACUCACGCGGCUGCCGACGGAAUUAGUAUAUCCGGAUGCUCAGAAGCGCGAAUUACCUAUGGAAAGCAGUACAUAUUCCUUCUAAACAGAUAUUUACUAGGAGUACUAGUACUGCAGAAUUGUUGGUGCGCAGAUAGGUUUAGUAUUGUACCGGCUACAUGGAAUUCGUUGUCAUAGAGGUAACCAUCGCAACGUCCCGCGAAUGCUACGUGUCCCACAGGACCCCGCAGGACAAGUAUGCAAGUGUCAUAAUGUUUUUGACAGGGGUGCAGGAAAGAUGGCGGCCCGAGU
Aspergillus pseudonomiae is the source of this 837-nucleotide messenger RNA. RefSeq lists its product as uncharacterized. The record is from RefSeq and is a predicted model, not a curated record. The transcript has 2 exons. Bases 164 to 631 code for a protein of 155 amino acids. NCBI's taxonomy places the organism in Eukaryota, Fungi, Ascomycota, Eurotiomycetes, Eurotiales, Aspergillaceae.